This is a messenger RNA of Xiphophorus couchianus (Monterrey platyfish), 1905 nucleotides long. RefSeq lists its product as uncharacterized. The transcript has 5 exons. The coding region runs from base 50 to 1039 and encodes 329 amino acids. NCBI's taxonomy places the organism in Eukaryota, Metazoa, Chordata, Actinopteri, Cyprinodontiformes, Poeciliidae. The record is from RefSeq and is a predicted model, not a curated record.
UGCACAUGUUUGCAUCUUCCUGAUGAAGCCAUUUUAACAUUAUCUGACCAUGACAAUAGAGCAGAGAACAAUGAUUCGAUUCGGGUCGAUUAUUGGACCUUUUUUGAUGGUACUGUUUCAUUUUCCAGCAACAGCACCAGAGGGGCAAACUUCAUCCUUCUUCACCGUCCAAACAGGCGACAAAAUAACUUUGUCUUGUGAAAAUGUAAUAAAAGAUCAGAAAAACUGUGACAGGACGACAUGGACGUACAGAAACUUCAUGCAGGAAGGAACCAUCUUUGAAAAUGGGCAGAUUAACAAAGAUGCAACAACUGAUUCCAGUAGACUGAGUUUAACAGCGAACUGCUCUUUGGUUAUAAGGAAGGUCACACUUCAGGACGCUGGGCUUUACACCUGCAGACAAAACCUGCUGGCAAAUCAAGAUUCACAAGAGUCUCUGGUUGAUGUGUCUGUUAUUAGAGUGAGUGAACCGGUGUUUAAUGAUGAUGUUAGCUUGCGCUGCUCUUUACAGGAACAUAACUACUGCACUCACACAGUAGAGUGGGUGUAUGACCAGAAAAUGCCCUCAGGUGUGAAGGUCAUAUCAUAUUCCUGCUGGACCACUGUGACAUUUACAAUGUCUGUCUUCAAUCAGAAGUCAAACAUUUAUGAGUUACUGAAAUGCAAAGUGACGGCUAAAACCACUGGAGAGGUUCAGCUGUUCAGCUUCAGGCCUCAGUCUGAAGAUGAGGAAGAUGGAGAAAAAGAUGCAACAACCACAGCAAAAACAGCAACAAACACAGCAACUUUACUGACCACAAGAAAACCAACAAUCUCUAUAGCAACAACAACGGCUCUGCCAUCAUUCAGCAGGAAAUGGACGAGCAUCAAAGGCAACGCAACCGACAACAGGAAGUAUUCAAAGCAACAAGAUUUCAUCUAUUUUUUAAGAUGCAUCAUUGUGUCGGUGGGUUUGGCAGCUCUCCUAAUGUUGGUUGUUUCAGUCAACAAGUGGGCAAAAACUAAAGAAUGCAGAACACAGCCAACCCAACAAAAAUGAAACAGCGUACCGAACCGCAGCGACCCGAACACUCGGACCUUCCCCACUCAGCUCCUUCAGACUAGCGGCAGCAGCAUUUAGCAAACACUUGGUGGAACUGUGCAUCUGAGGAGCUCAUCAUACAAACUACUUAUCCAUCCAGGGUCUCUGCUGGUUGUAAAAUGGCACAAAAGAAAGACAUCGCAGUGACAACAUGCUGAAGAGUGUCGGAAAGAGGAACUUCUUUAGAGACAGAGGACCAAUUUCAAAUGUUGAAGUCAAUUUUAUUGUAAGUUAUGUUUCAUGAUGUAUGUAGCAUUUUUAUAAAAGCUAAAGGUAACGUAGUUAUAGAUUGUGCAAUAAAAUGGCACUAUGUGCCUGGAAAAUAAAUAAUACUUCUCCUUUUACCUUUAGUUCCAUCUGCCAAGUAUUCUCAGUUGUUUCCUGAAACAACGAAUGCAUGCUUUCUGGAAAAACAGCAUAUUUAACAGUGUGGUCUGACACACUGAAAGUGUGAAAUGACAGCUGUGUGUUUCGGCCACAGUGUAGGAUGUUAGAGUUUAAAUUAAAGACUGAAGAAACCACCAGAACUGAUGGUUACUUCUGUUCCUAUCGUUUAAGAAACGGAGAUGCUGACAGAAACUAACACAUGGCUCACCACAAAUAAACAGCCAGGUUAUAUUCCAUGACAUCAAACCGCCUCACACUAUUUAUUAAUACACCCACAGGUCAAAUACCUGACUUUAUAUUUGCUCAAAGAAGCCAUGACCCAAGAAUGAACUGUCCUCAGUUUGAACUUAUCAAAAAAUUAUUUACGCAUCUAUUUUUGUUGAAUGUUGCUGUGUUGUACCCUACUGUCAAAUAAUAAAGAAUUUUAUUUUUCUUUA